AUGGACUACUCGCCGUCGCACCACUCGCGCCCUCGCUCGGUCGCGACAGGCCACACGGGCCAGUCGCGCAGGAGCAGCGUCACCAGCCGCCAGUCGCAGCUCAUCAAGAAGAACACCGGCCCGUACGAGCUGCGCCCGUCCGACAUCCUCAUCGAGCGCUUCUCGGCCUGGAAGCGCCUCGUCAAGAACCUCAUCACGUACUUUGAGGGCAUCGCCGACAUCGAGUCGAACACGGCAAAGGAGCUCACCAAGCUGGGCGGCGUCAUCCAGGUGCCGUUCCGCGAGGGCAACCAGUUCCUCGGCGAGGGCGGCGUCCAGGACAUCUUCUACGGCGUCCGCGAGCGCACUCGCCUCAUUGCCGACCACCACGCCAACCUCGCCAAGACGGUCGAGGGCUCGAUCGUGCAGCACCUGCAGAAGCUCCGCACCGAGCUCAAGGCGCACAUCAAGAACAUCCAGCAGGACACGGGCAAGCUCGCCGCGUCGGUCGCCAAGGAGCGCGAGACGUCGACCAAGAUGAUCACCGACCUGGCGCGCAGCAUCACGAUGCUCAAGAACACGCCCAUGGGCGUCCACGCCAAGGAGGACCCGUGGUUCACCAACUCGCUCGUCGCGCGCCAGCUCCAGAAGCAGGUCCACGAGGAAAACGCCCUCCAGAAGAGCAUCAUCAUCAUGCAGCAGAACUCGGAGCACUUUGAGGAGGGCGUCGUGCGCGCGAUCCAGAUGGCGUGGCAGACCUUUGACGAGUGGAACGCCCGUGCCUCGUCGUCGGUCCAGGAGACGUGGCAGACGAUGGGCGAGCUCAUGCGCUCGGUCGCGCCGACGACCGAGUGGAUCGCGUUCGCGUCGCGGUCCGAGUACCUGCUCGACCCCGAGACGCCCCUGCGCAACCCGCUCACUAUCAACUACCCGGGCAAGGACGACCCGUCGGUGAUCCCGGUCCACCAGGGCAUCCUCGAGCGCAAGAAGCGCUACACCAAGACGUACAAGGAGUCGUUCUACAUCCUCACGCCGGCGGGCUACCUGCACGAGUACCCGUCGUCGGACCUGUCCAAGCACCCGAACCCGGAGCUGUCGCUGUUCCUCCCCGAGUGCACCCUCGGCGCGCCCACCAACCCCCAGUCGCGGUCUCACAAGUUCCACAUUGACGGCAAGAAGAGCAUCGGCGGCGACGUCGGGCAAAAGUCGGGCCUGUUUGCGCUCGACACGAGCUUCACGUUCCGCGCGCGCUCGCACGACGAGAUGCUCGAGUGGUGGAACGACGCCAAGCAGCUGUCCAAGGUGUACCUCACGGCCUCGGAGCCGUUCGACCGCUCGGGCCCGGUCCCGGCCGCCGUGCGCGCCGCGGGCUACAUCUCGGAGGACGAGGACGAGUACGAGACGGACGAGGGCGGCUCGUCGGUCGAGGAGACGUCGGACGGCGAGUACGAGGAGGAGGACGACGAGCACGACCACCGCGCCCACCACCACCACGCCCACCACGCCUCCACGACCUACGCCUCGGCCGGCUCGGCCCCGGCCCUCGGCGCCCCGGUCCGCUCGUCGUCGCAGCACAACGGCGACGGCGCGUCGGCCGCGCCCGCCUACUCGGCCCCGGCCGCCGGCAGCGGCAUCGCGACGGGCGCGAGCGGCUACGCCGUCGAGAAGAAGGGCGGCGCCGGUGGCGCGCCGGGCUCGUCGGGCCCUGCGGCUGCGGCGGCGGGCUCGGGCGGUCCGAGCGGGCAUCACGCGCCGGACUCGAGCGAGGAGGACGAGACGGACGAGGGCGAGGACGAGGAGGAGUCGGACGACGACGAGGACGACCAGACGGCGGCGACGGCGGCGCAGGACAAGCCGUCGUCAGGCCCCAAGGAGCCGACGGUCGAUGGCGAGGAGAAGCCGACGGCGACGGCCCAGUUCAUUGAGCAGCUCGGCGGCAACUCGUCGGACAAGAAGGAGUAGACGAUGCAGCUCGCCCGUCCGCCACGUCUUCUCUCCCCUCUCUCCCUCUUUCCCUCUCUAUCAACAGACCCUUCUCUCUGUCUCUUUUCGCCUAGUCCCUCUCACGAUCUAGCACCGCUCGCCCCUCUAAUUUCUCGACCGCGCCCUCAUCCCGCCACUCCCACAAACUCGCUGCUUGUCAAAUCGCCUGUACACACACUC
Messenger RNA from Rhodotorula graminis WP1, 2142 nucleotides. RefSeq lists its product as uncharacterized. Bases 1 to 1941 code for a protein of 646 amino acids. The record is from RefSeq and is a predicted model, not a curated record. The transcript has 7 exons. NCBI's taxonomy places the organism in Eukaryota, Fungi, Basidiomycota, Microbotryomycetes, Sporidiobolales, Sporidiobolaceae.